AUGAUUGGCAUUCUGUACUUCCUGGCCCUGCUCGGCUCCACUCUGGCCUGGGGGGGUGCAGAUGUUUGGAGCGCGAUAGAUACCAGGAAUGGCACUGGAGGUGGCGAUAGUUGUACCUGUGAUGCCUUCCUCCCGAGCACUACUUUCCCCAUCAAAGACCUGAUUGUGGUGGAAGAAACUGCGGUGGAGAUCUCCCAUAGAGUGGAGCUGGAGAUAGCAAAGAUGGAGGCGUACACAGUGAAAAUGACAUCUUAUGCAGAGAAAAUUGCACAACUGACAGUUCAAGUGGAAAAUAUGGAGAAGAACCCAGACGACUACAAUGACGCAGACCUGGAGGGGAUCAAGGUGGAGAUUAAGCAAGUGGAGGCUUUGAUUCAAGAACUUCAGCUUUCCAUCAAAAGUUCAACCACUGUCUUUGAGUCUCUACAAGUACAAAUAACAGCCAUGGUGACCACUCUUGACAAACUAGAGAAAACCUACGACAAGAACUUGGUGCUGGCAACAAGACGUGAAUAUAUUGAGAUCCAGCUAAAGCUUGAGGAGUGUGAAAAACGCUAUGACGAUCUCUUUAAUCCCAACAUUGGUUCUUGCGCACAUUCUGGCAUUGUCAAAGUCGGCCAACCCAUUGUCAGCCAGAUCAAUGCUCAUCUUAGCGCUGGGUAUAAAUAUGGAGGCUGGGGCAAAGACUCCAAACCAAUCCCAGAUCGGGAGUCUAUGUACUGGUAUUCUGGCUACACUUCAACAUACAUCUAUGAUAUUAGAUUCUAUACCAACUACAAAAACCUCAUUCUUAGGAACCACUUCUUGCAUCAAACCUUAGCCAAUGGUUGGGCAGGCACUGGGAAUAACUUUAUAGUAAGAGAAAACUGCCUGUACUAUCAAAUCAACUCACCUUUUGGGUUAGCUAAGCUUAAUUUGACCUCAGUCACAUAUUACUCUAGAGUCAUCGCUGGUGCUAGCUCGACUUACUCCUACAGCAACUCUCCAAAUCAGAAUUUUGACUUCUCAGCAGAUGAAACUGGUCUGUACGUGACUUAUGCUAAAGAUGAAACAAAAGGGAGAAUGGUCAUAGCUAGAAUCAAUGAAGCUUCUUUUGGGAUAGAAGAGGAAUGGCCCACUAGUGUGUACAAACCAGGAGUGAGCAACGCCUUUAUGGUGUGUGGUGUGCUGUACGCAGUAAAAACAGUCGAUAUUCACAAUGAGCAUAUUUUCUACAUGUACGACACCAAAACCAAGCAGGAGUAUCAUGUCAAUAUUCCCUUUGAGAGGUUCCAGGAUAAGUACUCCAACCUGGACUACAACCCCACUGACCAGAAGCUCUACAUGUACAACGAUGGCUACUACGUCAGCUACCAUCUCUGGUUCAACCAAACAGCUCCGGCUGUGCAGUCCCCAUCCACACAGGAUUCCCUGAAUAUCACUGGGAAUGUCAUGUGA
Molecule: messenger RNA, 1437 nt
Organism: Boleophthalmus pectinirostris (great blue-spotted mudskipper)
Lineage: Eukaryota; Metazoa; Chordata; Actinopteri; Gobiiformes; Gobiidae
Gene: olfm4.1
Product: olfactomedin 4, tandem duplicate 1
Exons: 5
Coding region: 1-1437 (478 amino acids)
Biological process (GO): signal transduction
Source: RefSeq, a predicted model, not a curated record